AGAGCCGGGUGGGGCGUCGGGAUGCAGCCGCCGGUGUCCGGGCCCCCGGGCCUGCUGGACGCCGCAGAAGGGCUUUCGAGGAGGAAGAAGACGUCGCUGUGGUUUGUGGGGUCUCUGCUGCUGGUGUCUGUCCUCAUAGUGACCGUCGGGCUGGCUGCCACCACCAGGACAGAGAACGUGGCCGUGGGCGGCUACUACCCAGGGGUCAUCCUCGGCUUCGGAUCUUUCUUAGGAAUUAUUGGCAUCAACUUGGUGGAGAAUAGAAGGCAAAUGCUGGUGGCAGCGAUUGUGUUCAUCAGUUUUGGUGUGGUGGCCGCCUUCUGCUGCGCCAUCGUGGACGGCGUAUUUGCAGCGCAGCACAUUGAACCGAGGCCCCUCACCACGGGAAGGUGCCAGUUUUACUCCAGUGGGGUGGGGUACUUGUACGACGUCUACCAGACAGAGGUGACCCUGACUUCCUCCCCCAGCCUUGCAGGGCUCAGGUCCAGAGGACACCUGACCACGAGUUUAACUUGCGGAUGGUCACUUGCCUCGUGUGGUGAUGCCACGAUGCCCUCUCUGUGCAGUGCAGAGUCCUCGCCCGCCUACUAUGAGUUCAUCGGCGUCCGCGGCUGCCAGGACGUGCUGCACCUGUACCGCCUGCUCUGGGCCUCUGCGGUUCUGAACGUCCUGGGCCUGUUCCUGGGCAUCAUCACCGCUGCCGUCCUGGGGGCCUUCAAAGACAUGGUGCCUCUGUCUCAGCUGGCUUACGGCCCAGCCGUCCCACCACAGACCCUCUAUAACCCUGCCCAGCAGAUCCUGGCCUGUGCAGGCUUCCGCCCGACGCCCGAGCCCGUCCCGACCUGCUCGUCCUACCCUCUGCCCCUUCAGCCCUGCAGCCGCUUCCCAGUCGCGCCCGCCUCCGCCCUGGCUUUGUCUGAGGACCUGCAGUCCCCCUCUCCAAGCAGCUCUGGCUCUGGGCUUCCUGGCCAGGCCCCACCGUGCUACGUACCCACCUACUUUCCCCCAGGGGAGAAGCCACCCCCGUAUGCACCCUGAGAGGUGUGGAGUAAAAGA
Molecule: messenger RNA, 1056 nt
Organism: Mandrillus leucophaeus (drill)
Lineage: Eukaryota; Metazoa; Chordata; Mammalia; Primates; Cercopithecidae
Gene: TMEM255B
Product: transmembrane protein 255B
Exons: 8
Coding region: 22-1038 (338 amino acids)
Source: RefSeq, a predicted model, not a curated record